This is a messenger RNA of Aspergillus versicolor CBS 583.65, 351 nucleotides long. RefSeq lists its product as uncharacterized. The transcript has a single exon. NCBI's taxonomy places the organism in Eukaryota, Fungi, Ascomycota, Eurotiomycetes, Eurotiales, Aspergillaceae. The record is from RefSeq and is a predicted model, not a curated record. The coding region runs from base 1 to 351 and encodes 116 amino acids.
AUGAAGCUCCCCAUUUCCACCAGUUUGGUGGUCAUCACAGCAGCCCUUACAACCCCAGCCGCCGCAGCCCACGGAUGCAACAAAAACACCGUGUCAGGCCCCGUCGUCCGGUAUCAAGUCCGCUCAUCCGAUAAAGUACCCGAUAUCCCCGGAAUCUGCGGAGGUCUGUGGGACAACAUGAAGCGCUUUGGCGAAUGUGCUUCCGCGUCUAAUACCUGGUGCGGCGAUGUCGAUGAUGGGUACCUGGGUUGGGACUUUACUUCUUUUGUUGGCUGCAGUGAUGGCAUGGUUUCGUCUACUUGGUACGAGGCGACGGAGAACCAGUGGGGGCAUAUUGAUUGUUCGACUUGA